GGGUAUUAAUCCAGAAUGGAAAUAAAUAAAAACGCAAAAAACGCGUCCAGGUAUAGAAAUAUUGGCGCCAAGACUUCUAUGUUUACAGUCUAAAAGUUAUUUCAAUUUAUUUAUCACAAAUAAUUACAACAGAUAAAAAUUUAAGAUGUUGGAUGAUGCGACACUAGGACGUCUUCGGAGCUACGUAGUUGAUAGCAACGAAGUCCUAGAGUUCAAACUGGUGCGAGAUGAGCGUGAUCUCGAAGAUAAAGAGACUUCUUUUCUUCCGGAGAUGUCUCACCAGGUAUUUGGUGACAGCGAGACCAUAUUCGGGUACAAAGAUCUUAAAAUAAAGUUGUACUACUCCGCUGGAUGUUUGGAGACUUAUCUGGGAAUGAGUUACUCAGAGAAAUUCCGGAAAGGAAUGGACGAUGAAGUUGAGCCCGAUGAAGUCCUGCCUAAACUGAUGGACAAGUUAGCGCCCCAUGUUCAUGAUAACUUGGAUUCGUUCAUCAAGUCACUGACCAAGGAGGACACAUUCAGACCCGCUGGAGAACUGAUACACUCGUUUACUGUCACUGAUGAUGAGGACAAGACGCGUAAUUUUGAAGUAUUUAAAGCAGACAUGACUUGCAAAGGAUUCAAGGAAUAUCAUCAACGAUUACAGACAUUUUUACUCUGGUACAUAGACGCUGCUAGUUUUAUAGACAUCGAUGAUGACCAGUGGCAUUACUUCAAUAUGUUUGAAAAAUACACAUCGACAUCCGGGUGUUCACGUUACGCAACCGUUGGUUUUGCUACUGUCUAUCAGUAUUAUGCUUAUCCAAAUCAUACUAGACCGCGUAUUGCUCAAAUUCUCGUUUUGCCGCCAUUCCAAGGUCUGGGACUGGGCGCACAUUUAUUGAGAGCCAUUUAUCGACAGUAUAUUGGUGAUAAUCAUGUUACUGAUAUCACUGUUGAAGAUCCUUCGACGAACUUCCAAAGAGUACGAGAUUACGUUGACGCGCUGAACUGCUUGACUCUACCGUCUUAUGGGCUCGAGUUCCUCCAGCAGAAGUUCAACAAGACUAUGGCUCUAGAAGCGCGGGAAAAGUUUAAGAUCAACAAACGACAAGCCAGGAGGAUCUACGAAAUUUUGAGGCUGAGAGUCACCGACCUGGCUAAUGAGAAAGAGUAUCGCGAGUACAGAUUAGAAGUCAAGAAGCGUCUCAAUGUUCCUUACAAACGCGAGCGCAGAGAUUUAAAGAAGUUGGAGUCGGUUGUCAAGAGUCUAGAUCAAAAAGAAAGUGGGAAUGUCAUUCUUCUGCCCAAUGAACAGCGUAUUCAAACACUAGAGAAAGAAUACCGCGCACUCGAAGACGAAUACAAGAAAGUUAUAAAACGUCUUGAUGAAACUUCCGAGCAGUGAUUAUUUUUUUAGUACCCAAUUAAUUACUAUUACUAUUAUUAUUAUUAUUAUUAUUAUUAUUAUUAUUAUUAUUAUUAUUGUUUUUUUUAUACAUUAUUUUUUUUUGUUUGAAUUUUUUUGCAUCGUUUUAUUUUUAAAGGCAUUCUCAGGCCACUUUUUGAAAAUUUUCAAUUAAUUUCAGCUGUCAUCACGGUAUUAAAAUUUUUUUAAUUAAAUUACAAAAAAUUAAAGCAUUAAAGAAGGACAAUUUUACGGAGAUACAUUUAAAUAAAGUACUUACAUUUGUUAUCAAUUAGAAGCUAAACAAAACUUUAUCCUAAAAAAUUUGAAAAUUCGAAUUAUAAAGUUGAUGUUUUUACUGAAAUUUAUUUUUCAAAUUUCUUUAAGCUCCUAAUUGCUAACAAUUAAUUAAUUUUUUAAAAAAUUAAUCUCAGCAAAAUUAUAACUUGUCUUUUUUUUAAUUAAUUGAUAAAAUUUCAUACUGUUAUGACAGGUCCAGUUCAUUAAAUAUUUUAAAAAAGUGUGAGGUAUCGUCUGAGAAUUUCCUCAAAAAACUUGCUCUUGAUACUUUGCUUUCUUGAAUUAUUUAAUUUAAAAGUGUACUGUAAAUAAUGCUUGUAAAACAAGUGCAUAAAUAAAUACAGUUUUUUCACUUGAUUAUUAAUUAA
Microplitis demolitor is the source of this 2055-nucleotide messenger RNA. RefSeq names its product histone acetyltransferase type B catalytic subunit (gene Hat1). The record is from RefSeq and is a predicted model, not a curated record. Gene Ontology annotation, molecular function: histone binding; histone H4 acetyltransferase activity. Gene Ontology annotation, biological process: subtelomeric heterochromatin formation. NCBI's taxonomy places the organism in Eukaryota, Metazoa, Arthropoda, Insecta, Hymenoptera, Braconidae. The transcript is spliced from 4 exons. Gene Ontology annotation, cellular component: nucleus. Bases 146 to 1387 code for a protein of 413 amino acids.